CUUUUAGGCCCUCCUCUCCUCAUGAGGAAGAAACCAAAGAAACCGAAGAAGCCUUCUCCUUCAAAGUCUCGCGGUUCCAUUUCUCCGGUUCCGUCUUCCUCUCCCGUCUCGAAAAACAGUGAUGGAUCUGGCUCGCCGGAUUCUGCUUCCACUUCCAAAUCUAUUGCCCAAUCGACUGUCUUAGUGACGGACUUGGCCAAUUCCACCUCGGAUCUGAAACCCUCAACAGUGUUAGAUCCAGUUUCAAGUGUCGCCUCUGACAUUGCUACUGUUGUAGCUCAUUCAGGGCCGUCGAUUUCACCAGAGGAGCCGGCUAUUGCCGAGGUCACUACUCCCCUGUCAUCUGCUCCGGUGCUUGCUGCCAUUCCGGCGACCACAGAAACGAUUGCUGCUCCAAGCUCUAUGCCUCAGGUUUCGUGGGUAGACCAUGUUAAAGGCACAGCGAAGGGAAAAGGACAGCUCCUCCUAAGAAAAGGUACCAAAAACGUUCCCUUUCAAAGGAUCCGGUUGUGGGACAGAGGCGAGGGAAAGAGUUAAGGCAUGAUAUGGUGUAUGUCCCUAAGGCGAUACAACCAGCAGUAAUUGCCAAUCCUACUGCCAAGGCGUUUGAGUUUAAUGCAAUUGAGAAAGGAUCAUGUUCUGGUAAGGGAGUUAUUACCCAGAAUAAAGAUCAGACACCAUC
Arabidopsis arenosa is the source of this 682-nucleotide messenger RNA. Lineage: Eukaryota; Viridiplantae; Streptophyta; Magnoliopsida; Brassicales; Brassicaceae. The record is from the annotation of a GenBank genome assembly.